AUGUCUGUCCAACCGGGGACAAGAGGGAAUAGCACCGAACUGAAAACGGGAAAGAGUUUAGCGGAAAAUCGACAACACGUGGAAAAGAGCAACAGCGGCGAAUUUCGUGACGAAAUAGUAGUACCUCCUAUCUCAUUGUCUACCACAUACAAACAAGAAAGACCUGGUGAACCGAAAGGACACGACUACUCAAGAGCGGGAAAUCCGUCGAGAGAUGUUCUACAGAAGUGCCUUGCAUCUCUUGAAGAUGGCAAGCACUGUGGGUAA
Molecule: messenger RNA, 267 nt
Organism: Cooperia oncophora
Lineage: Eukaryota; Metazoa; Nematoda; Chromadorea; Rhabditida; Trichostrongylidae
Source: the annotation of a GenBank genome assembly